Euleptes europaea (tarantolino) is the source of this 984-nucleotide messenger RNA. RefSeq names its product barttin CLCNK type accessory subunit beta (gene BSND). Gene Ontology annotation, biological process: chloride transport. NCBI's taxonomy places the organism in Eukaryota, Metazoa, Chordata, Lepidosauria, Squamata, Sphaerodactylidae. Gene Ontology annotation, cellular component: basolateral plasma membrane. Gene Ontology annotation, molecular function: chloride channel regulator activity. Bases 1 to 984 code for a protein of 327 amino acids. The record is from RefSeq and is a predicted model, not a curated record. The transcript has 4 exons.
AUGGCUGAAGAUAAAUCCUUCCGUUAUGGGCUCAUCGUCCUGGGCUUCUUUCUGGUGAUGAUUGGCAUGUUCAUCAUGAGUGUGGACAAGCCCCAGAUCUACAUCACCUUCUGUACUCUGGGGGUCUUGGUCAUAGCAGCAGGGAUCACUUGGAGCAUGUGCCAGUGCUACCCAAAGAUCAGAGUUGUUUCUGUUGACGCAGAGUCUGAACAGUUCCUUGCAAAGAAACCUGCUGCUUCAUCUGUGGAAAAUGGGAUUCCAGAAAAGAACAGUUCCCAGACUCCUUAUACCACCCAGAAAGAAGCUGAAAUCUAUGAAAAAAGCCUGCCAUCUUACGAACAGGUCCAAAUGAAAGCGGCAGGUGCUGCAGAGUGUUUGGGAGUUCAGACUACUUCAGACCUACUGGCCAGGGUAGGAGAAGGUACCCAGCUUGUUGUACAGGCCAAAGCAGAAGUCCACAGGGAUUCAGAGAGCAAUGGAGGUAUCCACAGGGACCCAGAAUCCCAGAAGAAUCCCACAAGGUUGUACCACCAACCUGAGGUGCUGAACCGGCAGGCGCCAUUAGCUUCUCUCCAAGAGGACGUGGACACAUCUUCAGUGGAAUCGACUUCCAACAGCCCAUUUCUACAAAAGUGCAAAGAUACCCCAAAGCUCUGCUCUCCACCAGAAAGCCAGCUCAGAUUCAAACUUCCUUCCUAUGAAGAUUUUGCUUUGAUUGAUUCCCUCAUGAGAGACAGUCAGGAUCAGUGCAAUGAAAAGACAGCACAGCCAAACAAAAAACAUCAGUCUGUUUCUGCCAUAGAUGGGGCACUGCCUAUGGAUUUGGGGGCGGGGCUAUUGGAAUCCAGAUUCAUACCCAGUAUGGAAGAGGGUGAUUUGUAUUAUGGAAUAUAUGAGGGAUCAGAAGAUAUCCUUGUAUCUGUGGAUACGGUCUUUGAACCAAAGGACUCACUAAGCAGUAAGACAGGGGAAUGUGAUAACUAG